This is a messenger RNA of Macrobrachium nipponense, 1056 nucleotides long. RefSeq names its product protein odd-skipped-like. Gene Ontology annotation, cellular component: nucleus. Gene Ontology annotation, biological process: embryo development; regulation of transcription by RNA polymerase II. Gene Ontology annotation, molecular function: DNA-binding transcription factor activity, RNA polymerase II-specific; RNA polymerase II transcription regulatory region sequence-specific DNA binding. The coding region runs from base 49 to 867 and encodes 272 amino acids. The record is from RefSeq and is a predicted model, not a curated record. The transcript has a single exon. Lineage: Eukaryota; Metazoa; Arthropoda; Malacostraca; Decapoda; Palaemonidae.
AAAGUCUCAGACGGUCACAAGUUGUACUACAUUACUCGUUCGGUAACCAUGGAGAGCGCAACCGUGGUAGCAUCGCCCCCGUCAGCCGCGUCUGUGGGUGCCAAGUUUACACCAGGAGCCAUGGGCUCGGCCUUCACGCCUCUGUCCCGAGUGCCACCCGCCCUCCCUCUCUUCCAGUCGCUGCCCUUUUUGCCCUCCGCUUCUGUGACGUCCAGAGUGAAACCGACGCCACCUUUGGGCAUAGAUCCGAGGAUGAUGGGCAUGUUACAGAACUACGGUGCCCUUGGCCACCUGCCAUGGGCGGCAGCUCUGAGUGCAGGUGACUUGGCCCUGAGCCGUUUGUUGUUAACCCCAGGGGGUAGACUGAGCCGCCCCAAGAAACGAUACAUCUGCAAGUACUGCCAGCGAGAGUUCACGAAGAGUUACAACCUGCUGAUCCACGAGAGGACCCACACGGACGAGAGGCCCUUCCCUUGCGACGUCUGCGGCAAGGCCUUCAGGAGGCAGGACCACCUGAGGGACCACAAGUACAUCCACAGCAAGGAGAAGCCCUUCAACUGCGACGUCUGCAACAAGGGCUUUUGCCAGGCUAGGACUCUGGCCGUGCACAAGGCCCAGCACGCACACGACACGAGUCCGCCCUCGCCCGCGAUUCUGACGCCCACCCGCCAAACCUCAGUGCCGCCCACACUCCCCGCUUGUGACAGUGACCCUCACACUGAGCAAGUGGUAGACGUGUUACACUGCGACGACGAGGACGACGACGACGUCGUCCUGCAGACGGUGACGGAGGAAGACGACGAGGAAGUUGUGGUGACGCCCCCGAAGAGACUCGGGUUCUCUAUUGCUGACAUCAUGAGGAGAUAAUAAUGAGAAGAGAUUCUCAACCCAUUCUAUUUCCUCGUCAUUGUUAUCAUAUCUCAUUCACAAAGUGCCUCCUCAUCGUUUGUUAUCAUGUCUUGUUUUUCUUGUUACUAAUAUCUUACAACGACAAAAAGCUUUAAUCCUUGUAUAUACUGUACAGAGAUAUUUUUAUUUAUUAAAAACAACAUAUUU